Messenger RNA from Bombus impatiens (common eastern bumble bee), 1237 nucleotides. RefSeq lists its product as uncharacterized. The coding region runs from base 227 to 865 and encodes 212 amino acids. The record is from RefSeq and is a predicted model, not a curated record. Lineage: Eukaryota; Metazoa; Arthropoda; Insecta; Hymenoptera; Apidae. The transcript is spliced from 6 exons.
AUAUAGAGAGAAGGGGAAACUAGACUCGGCACUCCAAAGUAUACAGCCUCCGCGAUUGCAGUGGUGUGCUUUCGGUUCCCUCUACACGAUAUUCAUUCUUCGCGGCUUCGCGCCCGUGGUAACAGUCCGAUCCACGUUUCCACGUUGCACGCGUUGCAGCAGGGCAGCUUCCGGAACCAGCUUUUCGUUCGUUCAUCAUCAUUUCGUCGACCUACCAACCACUACCAUGAAGUUCGCGAUUUUCGCAUUGGUGGUGGUCAGCUGUCUGAUAGCCGUGGUCAGAUCAGCGGAAGAGGAAUACGAUUACGAGGAAGAGCCGGCAGCUCCGGUGACCCCUGCGCCGGCUAGAUCGAAUUCUGGUCGACUGGGUGGACUAUUAUCUUCGCGAGGACGAGUAAACGUUGGAAGGAAGUCGUCAGCGCCGGCGCAAUCGACCACCGCCAAAGCUGUCGAGCAGCCGGUGGAAGUGGAGGAAGAGGGCGACGAGGAAUUGGACGAUAAUCAAGAUCAGCAGGAAGAAAUUCCCACCACGACUACCGAAUCCUCGAAGAAAGUUCGCGGCGGUGUCAGACCUUUCAGGUCGAACCAGGAUCUCUUAGCCGCGUUAAAGAGAAGAAGAGCUCAAGUGGGACCCUCGCACCGAGAAACGUCUGGUACGCAAGCCGCCUCGGAAUCGACAACACCAAAAUCCAAAGCGACCACGCACAGCCGCAGCAAAAGCAGCGCCAGCGGUGCGAACGAAGCGAAAUCAUCGGGACGCGGCAGGUUCGGAGGAUCCAGGGGAAGCAAACCUUUGCAAGAAGAGGUGGAGGAAACCCAACGAGAGGAGGUGCAAGUGAAACCGAAACCUUAUCGCAGAGGAUAAAUGGAUAGUAGAAAGGGAUGCGAGUUUCCAGCUUUGUUUGACUUGAACGCGGAACGAAACAAUUAAAAGGAUUGCAGCGACCAACGUCGAUCUGUUCGAAGCGGCGUGAACUUUUUCCCUUCUUUCGGACGAACACACGAAACUUGCAACGAAAGUCUCCCUUUUAUAAUCCGCGUUUGAAAAAUUAGAACGCGACAACUGAACGCGCGGCAAAAGAAAAGCGCCAGAUACUCGUGUAACAUUUGCGUACUAAAAGUACAUUUCGAAAACUAUGACAUGUAUAUAGAAGGAGGCUGCCAUUCACCGAAUACUCAAGGUACUUACUGUAUAAAUGUAAAUUAAUAACAAUAAAAUUUCUAGAAACAAACACUU